Miscanthus lutarioriparius is the source of this 1296-nucleotide messenger RNA. NCBI's taxonomy places the organism in Eukaryota, Viridiplantae, Streptophyta, Magnoliopsida, Poales, Poaceae. The record is from the annotation of a GenBank genome assembly.
AUGCAUAAGCAGCUAGCCGUCCUGCUCGCGCUGCUUGCGGCGCUGGCCAUAAUCUCUUGCCAUGCCGCCGCUGCUUCAGCGGUCAGGACGCAGGUCAUCCACACCGAUGCCGGGCGCGGCCUGACCCGCCGCGAGCUGCUGCAGCGCAUGACGCGGCGCAGCAAGGCACGCGCAGCGCGGUUCCUCGCCAGCUCCUCAUCAGCGAGUGCCGCCGUGACCCCGGGGCAGCGCAACGGCAGUGACCCCAGCACGGAGUACCUGGUGCACUUGGGCAUCGGAACGCCGCCGCAGCCCGUGCAGCUGACGCUGGACACGGGCAGCGACCUCACGUGGACGCAGUGCCGGCCCUGCACCUCCUGCUUCCACCAGGCCCUGCCGUACUUCGACCCCUCCCUCUCCUCCACGUUCCAGGAGCUCUCCUGCGGCAACGAGACGACCUGCGUCUACACCUACUCCUACGGUGACAACUCGACGACCAACGGACAGCUCGACGCUGAGACGUUCACGUUCGUGGCCGCCGAUGGGCGCACGGCCACGGCCGUGCCUGGCCUGUCCUUCGGCUGCGGCCACAACAACAGUGGGAUCUUCACGUCCAACGAGACCGGCAUCGCCGGGUUCGGCCGCGGCUCCCUGUCCCUGCCGUCGCAGCUCAAGGUCGACAACUUCUCCUACUGCUUCACCGACAUCACGGGAUCGGCGCCCAGCCCAGUCCUGCUGGGCCUGCCGGCGAACCUCUACAGCAGCGCAGGUGGCGCCGUGCAGACCACCCCGCUAAUCCAGAGCCCCAAAAUUCCAUCUUUCUACUACCUGUCGCUGAAGGGCAUCACCGUCGGGUCCACGAGGCUGCCGGUGCCGGAGUCCGCUUUCGCGUUGACGAACACCGGAACCGGCGGGACGAUCAUCGACUCUGGCACCUCCAUCACGACGCUGCCGCUCCAGGUUUACCGGCUCCUCCGGGCCGCGUUUGUCUCCCAGGCAAAGCUGCCCCCUGCCCCUGCGGAGGCCAGCAACGCGACGACGGACACCGAUCUCAUCUGCUUCGUGCUGCCGUCGUCGGGGGACAGGCCGGAGUUGCCCAAGCUGCUGUUCCACUUUGAGGGCGCGACGCUGGACCUGCCGCGGGAGAACUACAUGUUCGAGAUGGAGGACGCGGGCCGCAGUUUCACCUGCCUUGCGAUCAACGCUGGUGGAGACCUGAUCAUAAUAGGCAACUAUCAGCAGCAGAACAUACACGUGCUCUACGACCUGGUAAAUAACAGGCUAUCCUUCGUCCCUGCUCAGUGUGAAAGGCUUUAG